AUGCUCGAGGAGUAUAGUCUCUUCGUGCUGUGCUCCGCAUCUAAGCGCGUGCACGGCGCCGAGAUGUCGGAGGGCGGGUAUAUCCAGGGGCUGGUGACGAUAGCGAGAGCUGGGCGCUGGGGCUUACGCCUCCGCUGUUCUGGGAAUUCUUCUUCAGCCUCUUACGGGUGUAUCACGGCUAAUUUGGCAGCCGCUGCCUGCCGCCGCCUGGCCUCCUGCGGCGUGGCCCUAACCCCCGCGAUUUUGACAGGUCUAAUCGCCCACCAUGAGACCGGCAGCAAGCGCUGCAGCGCGCGCAGUCGCGUCCUGCAGGAUCCAGCGAUGGAUUGGUCCACCGGCGGAGCUGCGCGCAGUGCAGAGCCCCUCGAGAGCAGCGCGGUCGAGUCCAGGGCAGGCAACAUGGGGCGCUGGACUGCCGGCCAAUGA
Messenger RNA from Aspergillus homomorphus CBS 101889, 426 nucleotides. RefSeq lists its product as uncharacterized. The transcript has 2 exons. Bases 1 to 426 code for a protein of 141 amino acids. The record is from RefSeq and is a predicted model, not a curated record. NCBI's taxonomy places the organism in Eukaryota, Fungi, Ascomycota, Eurotiomycetes, Eurotiales, Aspergillaceae.